This is a messenger RNA of Misgurnus anguillicaudatus (oriental weatherfish), 2061 nucleotides long. The record is from RefSeq and is a predicted model, not a curated record. Lineage: Eukaryota; Metazoa; Chordata; Actinopteri; Cypriniformes; Cobitidae.
CUUGCAUGUUUUUGGUUCCUGUGGGAGAAAACCGGAGUAAACCCACGCUGACACAGGGAGAACAUGCAAACUUCACACAGAAAGGGGACCUGAAUUCACAUUUUAACCAGCGCUCCUGGUCGCUUGUCAAUGCGUUCUUGGUUAUCCUCGUUUUCUGCUUUUGCUGUCAUAAAACCAUAAGUGUCUUUUACUUCAUGGAUAUUCUUAAUAAAUGUCCUCUACAUGUGCUGCUAAGUGCCCAUAUAUUGGUUUUGUGUGGCACAUUGAUACUUCUUUGUGAUUGUAGACACUUCCUGGUUUAGUCCUUGUUCUAACAGUUAUCAGGAUUUUCUGGCUUUGGUUCAGCAUCGUUUCCCGUAAAUGGAUUGCAAGUCAGAGAGGUCUGCAAUGCAGAUGAUGCGCUCAGCUGAUCGCACCACCCUCCCGAACCAGGCUGGGAUAUUUCCCGUCAGUGUGCUUCCGAUGGUGCAGGUGUAAAAUCUGUACUUUAAAGGGCAGUUUAAAGUCUUUAAAGAGCGUGAGGUGGUAAAGACGCUGAAGGGCUUUUUCACCAGAUGAAAACUGGAAAAGAGCUGAUAAUUGUAUUUUGAACAGCAUUUUUGAGAAUUGGGACAUUUUCAUCUCACAUUCAUCAUGUUUCUUCUUCCGGUGAUGCUGGUGGUUUUCUCUGGUGGUUCGGCUGAAGUUGUGGAUAAUUUUAAAAGUAAAUGUCCUCAGUAUUUCAUGAACGGAAUACCACCGACAGUCCUACGUGGAGCUCAGUACAAACAGAUCUGCCAGACUCUAAAUGACACAAAAUAUUAUGCCACACUUUAUGAUACCGACAACAAGAUCCCUGUGUAUUCUGCUUAUAAGUAUAUAGGAAAAGAGCAGUGCAAAAGACCGGGCAGCUGGUACAUUGAGCCUCAGCUUGAGGAUAAUAAUGCAGGAAUAAACAUGGAACUGAAGGGCAGGCGUGUUUUAAACAACCAAGCUUCCAAUGAUGACUAUGAGAACUCGGGCUAUCAUACAGGACACUUGGCUCCAGUUUGUCAUGCAGCUUCACAGGCAUGUGCUAAUGCCACAUUCACUCUUACUAAUGCUGCUCCUCAAGAUGGAUCAUUUAACAGCAAAUGGUAUCAGAAGGUAGAAAGAAUUAUGGUGGAAACUUUGAAAAAUCAUAGUGCACUAAAUAAUUCUCACAUUGUUACAGGAGUUGUUCCAGGUAAUAAUAUCAUAAAAAAUAGAGUAAGAGUGCCUAGCCAUUUCUGGUCUGCAUACUGUUGCAAGAAUGAAACAAACCAACUGAUCUCAGGGGGUUUCAUUGGAGAAAACUCUAAGGGCAGUAUUAUUGACCAAAAAUCUGUGAAAGAUUUAGAGACAGAGUUGAAAAACCUUUAUCAAGUUGAGUCUUUCUUUCUGUUUGAUAAUAAUUGUAGAGAUGCUGGCUAUGUUCAUGUGAUACAAAAGACUGAGAAUAAUUAUGUUGGCUUGAACAAAGCCAACAUACUUUUGUUGUAUUUAAGCUUCUUCUUAUUAUUAUUAUUAUUCUAAGACCAACAUUUUCUGAAUGUUUUGAACACUCAGGCCAGGCUUUGUCAAGGCAACAUAAAGUUUGUCUACAAGCUCUACUAUCUAGUUUACAGUUUUGGGAAUUAUUGUAGUCAGUGUCUGGCAAGGAGUAGAAAAUGACUAAAACUCCUGCACUCUCAUUUUAAUCCAAGAAAGGAAAAAUAAGACAAAUAUUCUAAGUAAAUUAAGCUAAAACAUCAAUAUGGGCAAUUGAUCAAAACAUAAAGUAUGCAUAUUCAGUAACAGUUGCACUGCCUUUAUUUCAUCCAAUCUUUGUUAAGUGUUAUAAUAACCCAUCUGAUGUUUUUUUUAAACAUUUUCAGUAAAUGCUGUGUUUCAAAUUAAACAAGUCAAUCUGCUUAUUGAGAUGUUACACAUUUUAUAUUUUAGUAUUGUAUUAACAUUGUCUGCUUUUUUCAUGGAAUGUUUUUAUGCUGAAUAUGUUCACAAUUAUUUAAAAUAUGUAAAUUGUAAGCUGGCAAUAGUAAUAAACAUAUAUGAACAAGCGUA